Messenger RNA from Plasmodium malariae, 522 nucleotides. RefSeq names its product conserved Plasmodium protein, unknown function. The transcript is spliced from 2 exons. Lineage: Eukaryota; Apicomplexa; Aconoidasida; Haemosporida; Plasmodiidae. The record is from RefSeq and is a predicted model, not a curated record. The coding region runs from base 1 to 522 and encodes 173 amino acids.
AUGAAGUAUAAAGUAUCGGUAUUAUAUGUUAUAACAGUUUUUCUCCUAAUUGCUUUUAGCGAUGUGAUAAAGGGAGAUAACAGUAAUAAUGAUAAUAAAAAAAAGGACAUGUGGAAAUCAAGAUUUUCUUUAGGAAAAGGAACACAAAAAACGGAUGGAGAUGCAAAUGAGAAAAAUGACAAAAACCAUGAUAAGGAAAAGAAGGAAAAAGAAUUCCUAAUGAAUAACCUUAAAGGUGCUGAUAUGAACGAUCCGCGAAGUGUAAUGCUUUUAAAGGAAAUUUACGAUAAGGAUAACCAAUUAAGUAUAAUAAGUAGAAAAAAGAAAAAAUAUAAAACAGCUACUUUUACCUUGGGUACACUACUAACUAUAAUCGCAAUACGAACCUUAACAGAAUUUGCAGUGAAGAGUAUUGCUAAAUUUUUCCAGAAGGAAGGAGGUGCAUUAGGUGGAUUAAUUUUGGAUAAAUGGAAUCUUAAUAAUUUAAAAAAAGAAGCUGCAUUUAUUGAAACAUUAGUAUAA